AUGAAAGUUUUUCCUAUGCUCAUCAAGGAACAGACCUUCAGUUUGUCUGAAUUGGUUACUGCGGUCGAGCUUCUGCAUGAUCAGCUUACCCUCAAGGCGGCCCACAGUCAGGCUGAUCCUGAGGCUGACCUGCCUGAACAGGCUCAGAUUCAGCAUGGAGGUGUGUCUCAAGGAGACAAGGUGCAGAGUGCCUGGACCUCUGUGAGCAGUUUAAGCUCCUUGAACACCACCAUUGAUGUUGGACCAGCUGGUGACACUGCUGCCAACACUGUGGUACCUAACGCGACUCCAGGCACUGUGACUCCAGGCACUGCGACUCCAGCCAUUGCCACUACAACGGCUCAUGGAAGCACUUCAGCUUCUGCCCGCUGGUACGUUAUUACCGUCAGGCGGGAGACUGGUGUUUUUCAAGGAUGGCAUAACGUGCAUUCCCAUGUCAUUGGUGUGCCUGGUGCUUGCUUUGGAUGGUACUCCUCUCAUGCGAGUGCUGAUGAGGCAUAUGCACAGGCUCUUCAAGAUGGUACCGUGCAGGAGUUGCCAGUCUAA
Suillus paluster is the source of this 546-nucleotide messenger RNA. RefSeq lists its product as uncharacterized. The record is from RefSeq and is a predicted model, not a curated record. NCBI's taxonomy places the organism in Eukaryota, Fungi, Basidiomycota, Agaricomycetes, Boletales, Suillaceae. The transcript has 5 exons. The coding region runs from base 1 to 546 and encodes 181 amino acids.